Molecule: messenger RNA, 2578 nt
Organism: Bubalus bubalis (water buffalo)
Lineage: Eukaryota; Metazoa; Chordata; Mammalia; Artiodactyla; Bovidae
Gene: LARGE2
Product: LARGE xylosyl- and glucuronyltransferase 2
Exons: 14
Coding region: 360-2540 (726 amino acids)
Biological process (GO): protein O-linked glycosylation via mannose
Molecular function (GO): glucuronosyltransferase activity; xylosyltransferase activity
Source: RefSeq, a predicted model, not a curated record
UGGUCCUUCACGGGUGGCUGCCCCCGAGCCCUCCGGCCACCCUGAGGGUUCCCGCAUUUCCUUCCCCAGUGUUGGGGCUCCUGGUAGCGGGGCGGGGCAGCCCUCCCCUCCUCCUUCCCCUGGGGGGGUCUCCCCGCCCCUUCGGACUCUGCCAAGCGGAGGUGAAACCUGAACCCAGGUUGGGGGCGGGGCUGGCUCCUGCUCGGACGGGGCUGGCCUGCCCUCCACCUCCCCUUUCCCUGCACCCCAGCCAGCUUCUGAGAGAGUAAGAUUGGGGACCCCACGCCUCUGGAGCAGGGCCCGCGAUGGAGCCCACAGCCCGGGGUCGUGCCCCGCCGUGAGGACCCCUGCCCGCAGCCAUGCUGCUCCGAGGGCGCCCCCGGACGCUGGGGGCCGCAGCGUUGCUGCUGCUGCUGCUGAUCGGCUUCUUCCUGUUCGGCGGGGACCCGGACUGUGAGCUCGGCGGCAAGCGGGAGGCGAGGCGGGGUGGGGGUGGCGGGGGUGACCCGGGAUCCGUACCCGGCUCGCCAACGCCACGUGUACCUCCAGACGGGCGGCCGCGGUCGCGGGGGGCCGCUACCUUCGAUGGAGACCCGCCGGCAGACCCCAGGGGCCACAACCGCUCGGACUGCAUCCCGCCGCCGCCGCCGCCGCCCAAGUGCGAGCUCUUGCAGGUGGCCAUCGUCUGUGCGGGACAUAACUCCAGCAGAGAUGUCAUCACCCUGGUGAAGUCCCUGCUGUUCUACAGGAAAAACCCACUGCACCUUCACCUGGUGACCGAUGCUGUGGCCAGGAACAUCCUGGAGACGCUCUUUCACACAUGGAUGGUGCCUGCUGUCCAGAUCAGCUUCUACAACGCUGACGAGCUCAAGCCCCAGGUCUCCUGGAUCCCUAACAAGCACUACUCUGGCCUCUAUGGGCUAAUGAAGCUAGUGCUGCCCAGUGCCCUGCCCCCCGACCUGGCCCGUGUCAUUGUCCUGGACACAGAUGUCACCUUUGCCUCCAACAUUGCAGAACUUUGGGCACUCUUUGCUCACUUUUCUGACAAGCAAGCGAUUGGUCUCGUGGAGAACCAAAGCGAUUGGUACCUCGGCAACCUCUGGAGGAACCACAGGCCCUGGCCUGCCUUGGGCCGGGGAUUUAACACAGGCGUGAUACUCCUACGGCUGGACCGGCUUCGGCAGGCUGGCUGGGAGCAGAUGUGGAAGCUGACGGCCACGCGGGAGCUGCUCACCCUGCCUGCCACCUCACUGGCCGACCAGGACAUCUUCAACGCCGUCAUCAAGGAGCACCCAUGGCUGGUGCAGCCCCUGCCCUGCAUGUGGAACGUGCAGCUGUCAGACCACACACUGGCUGAACGCUGCUACUCGGAGGCGUCUGACCUCAAGGUGAUCCACUGGAACUCACCGAAGAAGCUUCGCGUGAAGAACAAGCAUGUGGAAUCCUUCCGCAACCUCUACCUGACUUUCCUGGAGUACGACGGCAACCUGCUGAGGAGAGAGCUCUUUGGGUGCCCCUGCCCACCCCCUCCUGGGGCCGAGCAGCUGCAGCAGGCCCUGGCACAACUGGAGGAGCAAGACGCCUGUUUUGAGUUCCGGCAGCAGCAGCUCACUGUGCACCGCGUGCACAUCACCUUUCUGCCCCACAAGCCGCCACCCCCCCAGCCCCAUGACGUCACCCUGGUGGCCCAGCUCUCCAUGGAGCGGCUGCAGAUGCUGGAAGCCCUGUGCAGGCACUGGCCGGGCCCCAUGAGCCUGGCCUUGUACCUGACAGACGCAGAGGCCCAGCAGUUCCUGCGUUUCGUGGAGACCUCGGCGGUGCUCUCUGCCCGGCAGGACGUGGCCUACCACGUGGUGUACCGGGAGGGCUCCCUCUACCCCAUCAACCAGCUCCGCAACGUGGCCCUGGCCCAGGCCCUCACACCCUACGUCUUCCUCAGCGACAUCGACUUCCUGCCUGCCUACUCCCUCUACGACUACCUCAGGGCCUCCAUUGAGCAGCUGGAGCUGGACGGCGGGCGGAAGGCGGCCCUGGUGGUGCCUGCAUUCGAGACCCUGCACUACCGCUUCAGUUUCCCCAGUUCCAAAGCCGAACUGCUGACCUUGCUGGACGCUGGCUCUCUCUAUACUUUCAGGUACCAUGAGUGGCCCCAGGGCCACGCACCCACAGACUAUGCCCGCUGGCGGGAGGCUCAGGCCCCGUACCGUGUGCAGUGGGCAGCAGACUACGAGCCCUACGUGGUGGUGCCACGUGACUGUCCCCGCUACGAUCCCCGCUUCGUGGGCUUUGGCUGGAACAAGGUGGCCCACAUCAUAGAGCUGGAUGCACAGGAAUACGAGCUCCUGGUGCUGCCCGAGGCCUUCACCAUCCACCUGCCGCACGCCCCAAGCCUUGACAUCAGCCGCUUCCGCUCCAACCCCACCUAUCGUGACUGUGUCCUGGCCCUCAAGGACGAGUUCCACCAGGACUUGUCCCGCCACUACGGGGCUGCUGCCCUCAAAUACCUCACUGCCCUGCAGCAGCCCCGAGGCCCCGCCUGACCUCCGUAGUCGCCGGGGCUCUCACACACACUCCCUGC